Messenger RNA from Durio zibethinus, 2226 nucleotides. RefSeq lists its product as uncharacterized. Lineage: Eukaryota; Viridiplantae; Streptophyta; Magnoliopsida; Malvales; Malvaceae. The record is from RefSeq and is a predicted model, not a curated record.
AUGUUUGACUUUCCAGUAGCAACUGCUCUGCUCUUCGUAGAGAUCAAGGAUGCUGCAUUUCUGAAAACCUUGUCAGAGGCUAUGCUAUCCCUUUUUGUCAAAUGGGAACUCCGUGCAAUGGUUGUACUCAGCCUAACCGUUCAGCUUAUACUGAUAAGAUAUGGGAAUCGACGGAAAUUCAGCGGGAAAGAUAUAAAGCUUUUGUCAUUCCUUGUUUGGACGAUGUACCUGUUUGCAACCUGGUUGGCAACAGUUGCCCUCAGCACUCUCCUCAGAAGCAGAAGGGAGCAAAUAACCAGUCCACUAGUUAUAUUUUGGACCCCAUUCUUACUCUUGCAUCUUGGUGGCCCAGAUACAAUCACUGCUUACUCCUUAUCGGACAAUGAGCUGUGGCCUAGACAUUUCUUCGGGCUGUGCUUCCAGAUUGGAGUGGCUAUCUAUGUCUACGUCAAGUUUUGGACGCUAACAGUUACUAAGCUCACCUUUUUGGCCAUUCCAAUAUUCAUCGUUGGAAUUAUCAAGUACGGGGAGAGGGUUUGGGCUCUCUACAAAGCUAGUAGCAAGCGGUUUAGGAAGUCUGUGUUCUCGGAUACUCAAAGUUUUGACCUUCAACAGAGGCCUUCAAAAGGGAACAUGAAAGAGAGGGUUUGGGCCCUCUUCAAAGCUUGCAGCACGCGGUUUAGGAAGUCUGUGUUCUCGGAUACCCAAAGUUUCCAGCUUGAAGUUGACCUGCAACAGGGGCUUUCAAAUGGGAAGAUGAAGCUGGAGGAAUAUUUAGAUCACAGACAAAUUAAGAAAGAAUACAGGUACCUUCAGCGAGCUUUUCAUUUAUUUCAGGUGUUCAGGCCCCUAUUUUCGGACCUCAAGCUCAGAAUUUACAAAGAUUUAUGUUACAUAUUUGAAAUGCCCGAAGUGACUGCAGAAGAGGCCUUCCAAAUUGUGGAGAUUGAACUUAGUUUCCUGUAUGAUAAGCUCUAUACAAAGAUUCCUAUAGUUUUAACUCGACAGGGUGUAAUUCUCCGCUGCAUUUGCUUGUCAUUCACCGUUUCCACACUGAUUGCCUUCUUGACCGUCAUUGGUAAGCAUGGCUACUCGAAAGUUGACAUUGGCAUAUCCUACUUGUUAAUGGUUGGAGCUAUCUUUCUUGAAAUUUAUUCAGCCAUUCUACAUCUUUGCUCUGACCGCGGAAUUCUCUGGUUGACUAGUCGAAAUAACAGAUAUCUUAAGGCUAUUGGUUCCAAGUUAGUUCUUUUGACUAAACCCAACAAGGGAAUUCGAUCCAUGGCACAGCACAGCCUACUAGAUUAUUGCCUCCAGCCUAGGAAACUGAAGCUGGCUGCGGUGUUAAACAUAUUUGACACUGAGGACAAUUUGGAGAAGUAUUUCCGUACCAGUUGGGAGGAUGUGAAUCCUGAUUUGCAAAAUUUCAUCUACUCUCGUCUCCUACAAAAACGACAGAAAUAUCGAGAAAAUGGUUUUGAUUUCAAAUAUCUCUCAGAGUUAUUGGAUGAGAGAGGAUACAAUGUGCUUGCGGAACACAAUAAAUUACCUGACACUUAUUGGAGUGUUUCUGAGGCAGAAUUUACCCACAGUGUCCUCUUAUGGCAUAUUGCUACAGAUAUUGUUUACAGUGAUGAUCAUCAUAGUUUUCGAGCAGGUAACCUUGGUCCACAUUGCGAUAUCAGUAAGCGAUUGUCUGAUUACAUGAUGUAUCUUCUCUUUCUCUGUCCAGCAAUGCUUCCUGAAGGUAUUGGUAACAUAAGGCACCAGGAUACCUGCAUUGAAGCAAAGAAUUUUUUCCAUAGAAAGUUAAGAUUCAAGGAAGCUAUAGAGGGUUUGUUUGGAAUUGACAUCGAAUCUCGAUCAUUCUUUGUCGAGAUGGGAAGUCGGAGGAAGUCAGCAUUCUUUGAAGGAUGUCGUAUUGCCUACCAAUUGAAAGAUUUGAUAUCAAACUAUCACUGGGAUCACCAAGAAAAAUGGAAACUGAUUGCUGAAGUGUGGCUGGAGAUGCUGACUUAUGCCGCGAGUCAAUGUUCGUGGAAGGAGCAUGCGAGACAACUUCAGCAAGGCGAGGAGUUGCUAACCCACGUCGCCCUUCUCAUGGCACACCUUGGUUUGAGCAAGAAAAUCAAUCUGGUGCCAGUGCCCCAAAGACUUACGGAUGUCUCCUUCAAGCCCAGCUGGGAUUGGGAUAGGCUUGACCGAUUGGCUUAUUACUUGGCUUAG